Messenger RNA from Pogona vitticeps (central bearded dragon), 2807 nucleotides. The record is from RefSeq and is a predicted model, not a curated record. Lineage: Eukaryota; Metazoa; Chordata; Lepidosauria; Squamata; Agamidae.
AGAAAAAUCAGAAAACUGGUGUUUCAGAAACAGAAGUGGUAUUUAAACUGGAACGUGCACAUGGAUGAGGAAAGGAGUCGUCCCCCGGAGAUGCACACUGUCUUUUGGGACCAUUUGCACGAGGCCGUCUGCAGAAUGACGGACACGCUUCUUCAUUUAUGGCCCUUUGGACUCCCGUCACGUGUUUAAAUUCUUUUGGGCCAGCCGGAAUGAUUUUCCCCUUCCGGAUCUACCUACUGGGCGAGCUGGUGUCCUUUUUCGCAUGAGGAGCGUCGGGGUUCUGUACGAACCUAUGCAGGCCCGGAAAAAAUAUAUCUUCCUGACUUUCUUUGCCACUUGGCUCCUGCUCUUCUUCUUUGGGGGAGAUCAAAUCCGACGUCUCGCCUUCCUCUCCGGCAAGAGAGCCGGUCCGUUGAAAAGCUGGCCCUGCUGGGCGGACAGGUUUCUCCUGAAGAACUUUGCUGAUCCCGGAGAGCUCCAGAAUGAUGAUGGGGACCCCGACGAGCAAUCCCCCAAAGCCCGUCGAGAACUGAAGAGGACCGUCUACAAGAACAGCCGGUGUCGUAUGGAGACUUGCUUUGAUUUUUCCAAGUGCAGGGAGCAUGGGUUCAAAGUCUUUGUCUACCCCUCGGAGACAGGGGGGCCCGUCUCCGAAAGUUACCUCAAAAUCGUGGCUUCCAUCGAAGAGUCGCGGUAUUACACCCCCAACCCCGAAGAAGCCUGCCUUUUUGUCCUCAACAUUGACACUUUGGAUCGGGACCAUCUCUCCUUACGCUACGUCCACAACAUCAACGAGAAAAUCCAAGGCUUCCCGCUGUGGAAUGAUGGCAGAAACCACCUCAUCUUUAAUCUUUAUUCGGGAACUUGGCCGAAUUAUACGGAGGAUUUGGGCUUUGACAUUGGCCAAGCCAUCCUAGCCAAGGCGAGCUUUUAUGUCGAGAACUUCCGGCCCGGUUUCGACAUUUCUAUCCCUUUGUUUUCCAAAGAGCACCCCCAGAAAGGGGGGGAGAGAGGUUGGCUGCAUAAGACCUCCCUCCCUCAGAAAAAAAAGUACCUCUUGGUCUUUAAAGGGAAGCGGUACCUAACGGGCAUUGGUUCCGACACCAGGAAUGCCCUCCACCAUAUCCACAACGGCAAAGACAUUAUUUCUCUGACUACGUGCAAGCAUGGGAAAGACUGGGAGAAGCACAAGGACCAGCGGUGUGAUAAAGAUAAUGCAGACUACGAAAAGUUUGAUUACCAAGAACUUUUGCACAACUCCACCUUUUGUAUUAUUCCCCGAGGGAGGCGUUUGGGGUCCUUCAGGUUCCUAGAAGCCUUACAGGCGGCCUGCAUCCCGGUGCUGCUCAGCAACGGCUGGGAACUGCCGUUCUCAGAAGUGAUUGAUUGGAGUAAAUCAGCCAUCGUUGGGGACGAGAGGCUCCUUCUUCAGAUUCCAUCUACCGUCCGACGUCUCCACAGUGACAAGAUCCUGGCCUUCCAGCAGCAAACCCAGUUCCUGUGGGAAGCGUAUUUCUCCUCGGUGGAGAAGAUUGUCCAGACGACCCUCGAGAUAAUAAAGGAUCGGAUAUUUCAUCGAGAGUCCCGCCCAAGGUUCUUCUGGAACACCUUUCCUGGAGGGUUGCUGACGCUUCCGGAGUUUUCCACUCACCUCAGUGAUUUCCCAUUCUACUAUCUGCAGCAUGGUUCCAACCCUUCCGGCAAGUUUACGGCGCUCAUCCGGGCGGUGUCACCCAUCAUCUCCCUCUCCCAGCCCAUCCUCAAGCUCAUCCAAGCAGUCUCCAAGUCCCAGUACUGUGCCCAGAUUUUAAUUUUAUGGAGCUGUGAGAAGCCCCCGCCACAGAGCAGCAAAUGGCCCCAGACCACCGUUCCAGUGAAGGUCCUCCAGGGCAGCAGCAAGGUCAGUGAUCGUUUUUUGCCUUACUCAGCCAUCGAGACCGACGCGGUGCUGAGCCUGGAUGAACACACCAGCCUCUCAACCAGUGAGGUGGACUUUGCCUUUGUGGUCUGGAAAAGCUUCCCCGACCGGAUUGUCGGCUUCCCCAUGCGCAGCCAUUUCUGGGAUGCUAGCAAAAGCCAAUGGAGUUACACCUCCAAGUGGACCAAUGACUUCUCCAUGGUUCUCACGGCAGCUGCUUUCUACCACAGGUACUAUCACAGCCUCUUCACCCAUUACUUGCCUGCUAAGCUAAGGGAUCUCAUUGAUCAGCUCUCCAACUGUGAGGACAUAUUGAUGAACUUCCUCGUUUCAGCCGUGACCAAGCUACCUCCCAUUAAAGUCACCCAGAAGAAGCAGCACAGAGAUGCAGCCCCACAGCAGCUGCUGAAGAGUGCCGCCCCAUCCAACGGGAAUCUCCGCUUCUCUCAGCGCCAGGAGUGCGUGAGCCGCUUUGCUGCCUGGUUCGGCUACAUGCCUCUGGUGUAUUCCCAGUUCCGCCUGGACCCCGUGCUCUACAAGGACCAAGUGUCUGUGCUACGGAAGAAGUACCGCCAUCUAGAAAGAGACUAGGGUGGGGCAAUCCUCCGCCUGCUGGAGAUACUGCUUCGCAGUGUCCCGGAUUGGGAGCCUGAUGGAAGGCCCAUCCAUGCAAUUGGUCAUUGUUCUUCAUGGUCGCUAGGACUCCUGGGUUGCUUCGUUAAGGGAAGCAGUGUAAAGCCGCUGCGUCAAAGGAAGCCUUGGGACUUUGGGUUCCGAAGGUGGGACCACGUCUUGCUGGUAGCCAUGGAGAUGCCAGAGGAAUUUUCAAGCUUUAUUGGGUUUUACCAGUACAAAUAAAGGUUUGCAGGAAACUUCUGCUCUCUCUUUG